Molecule: messenger RNA, 3117 nt
Organism: Aureobasidium uvarum
Lineage: Eukaryota; Fungi; Ascomycota; Dothideomycetes; Dothideales; Saccotheciaceae
Source: the annotation of a GenBank genome assembly
AUGUCCAUGUCGCCAAACACGUCGCCGUCCUUUGACACACCAGGAAAUUCUUUUCCUGACCUGGAGACCAACCUGACCUCCUUCAACGCCCCCUUCGACCCUGGUCAUCUCAUAUCUCCACAGAUGCACAAUGCUCCCUUCCACUUCUCUAUCCCCGAACUUGGCGAUGGUCAGUCGCCAUCUUCCGCCCAAUUCCACCAUCGCAUGAGCAUCGGAAGCUCAGGUCCGCUACCGAGUCAAUUACAUCCUGGCAGCAUCGCCGACUCUGAUGCGACCAGUCCCGUGAGCGGCCAGGAUCCAGGAUCCGUAGGCCCCCGNACGAACCCUUCGACCGGCCACCCAGCCCCAGACGACCAGAAAGACAAGAACGACCCAACACCAGCAUGGGCAGAGCUCAAGACGAAAGCGGGAAAGGAGCGCAAGCGACUUCCCUUGGCCUGCAUCGCUUGCAGACGCAAGAAGAUUCGCUGUUCGGGCGAGAAACCCGCUUGCAAGCAUUGUCUGCGUUCUCGCAUACCUUGCGUAUACAAGGUCACCACCAGAAAGGCUGCGCCAAGGACAGAUUACAUGGCCAUGUUGGACAAACGUCUGAAGAGAAUGGAAGAGCGUGUCAUCAAAAUAGUGCCGAAGGAGGACCAAGGCCGGAUAGGAAUCAUUGGUAGAGCCGUCGUCAAGCCUGCUAUCCCAGGAUUGCCCUCGAAAAAUGAGAAAAAGAGAGCUGCCGAUACAGCUUUUGGCAACGAUAUCAAUGAUUGGUCAAAAUCAAAGUCUGGUGGCAGCGCAGAAGCUCGGUUGAGGAUAGGUCCUCAAGAACAAGAUGAACGUCAACUACUACAAGAUGGAGCCGACCAAUUGCCUUCUCACGAGUUGCAGAUCCAUCUGGCCGAAGUGUAUUUCGAUUAUGUUUACGGCCAGAGCUAUCAUCUACUGCAUAAACCAAGCUUCAUGCGAAAACUCGAAGUUGGACAGGUGCCACCGGUCCUCAUUCUAGCCGUAUGUGCCAUCUCUGCUCGCUUCUCAUCACAUCCCGACGUCAAGACGGAACCUGCUUUCCUACGAGGCGAGAACUGGGCCAGUGCAGCGAGGGAGAUUGCCUUGAAGAGAUACGACUCGCCAGAUAUCACAAUCCUCAUAGUCUACCUUUUGCUUGGUUUGCACGAGUUUGGAACUUGUCAAGGUGGUCGAAGUUGGAUGCUUGGUGGUAUGGCUCAGCGCAUGGCAUACGCCUUGCAAUUGCAUAAAGAUUUGAAUCACGACACUUCGUCACGCGCUACAGGGAGCAGUGCAGAGCUCACAUUCACUGACCGGGAGAUCAGGAGACGUACGAUGUGGGCUUGUUUCAUGGUAAUCAACUUUCGUCACGGCUGUAUCUCACCGAAUGAACGGCUAACGUGUUUANNGAUGGAUCGUUUCAACUCGUCGGGAACUGAACGACCACUCUUUGUCAACGAUCAGUACAUCCAGGCUCAACUGCCCGUCAAGGAACACUUUUUCCAAUUCGAGAUUCCGGGCACAACGGAAGUACUCGAAGGACCGAACUCUGACAGUGCUGAGAAUGCUGGACCACACGCGCUUUCAGCCACCGAGAAUAUGGGCGUGGCUGCAUACAUAAUCCGACUGGUAGCUAUCUGGGGUCGCGUGAUCCGCUAUAUGAACUUAGGAGGAAGAGAAAGAGACAAGGAGCCGAUGUGGUCUACUCAAUCAGAGUUCCACGCCAUAAAGGAAGCUGUCCGUGAAUGGCAGACCGAACUUCCAAAAUGGCUCGAAUGGUCGCAUGAGAAUCUCGAGACCCAUGCAAGCGAGAAGAUUGCCAAUCAGUUCAUCUUCAUGCAUUUGAUAUGCAACCAGAUUAUCUGUUUCACUAAUCGCUUCGCAUUGCCAUCACCAGGGUCGAAGUCGGCAAGCGUCAGGGACACUCCUCAGGUGUUCAUCACCGAAAGCGGAAGAGCGGCUUUGGAUGCAGCUAACCAGAUUUCAGUCUUGAUCAACGAAGCUAUGGAUCAUAGGGUGAUUGCACCGUUUGCUGGGUACUGUGCGUUCUUCUCCAGUACAGUCCACAUAUAUGGCGUCUUCUCGAAGAACCCAGCGCUUGAAGCAUCAUCUAAACAGAACUUGGCGACAAACAUCAAAUACCUGACAAGGAUGAAGAAACACUGGGGAAUGUUUCACUUCGUCACCGAGAACCUCAAGGACCUAUACCGAAAACACGCAGACGCUGCCUUCAGAGGCUCGCAAGCCGGCAACACUCAGAAGCCACAGGAGACGAUCUUCCAAUAUGGUGAUUGGUUCGACCGAUAUCCUCACGGUGUCAGUGGUACAGACUAUGAGGAGCCUGUCACGGACGUCAAAAGAGAGCCAGGCUCUGAUGCGGUAUUGGGUCAGAAGAACGAUCUCCAAAGUGUAGAAGAGUUUUUCUCGAAGUUGAGUCCAUCGAACAAGACCGCAAAACAGAAAGCGCCUAGGAAGAAGCGUGGCAAGGCAGAAUCUCAACCUAAAGCGACGGCUGUGACGGCGGCAGGAACGUCCGGGUCAGCUGCGCCUGACCCAUCGGGCUUCCCAAACCAGCAGCAAAACCAAGCACAGCCGCAAGCGCAAAGACAACAACAUUCAGCAGCUACGGUUUCUCAGAUGACGGCCGGGUCCUUGAACACCAACUUUGGCGUCCUGAGUCCCCAAAACAACACCAGUUUCCCUGACCAGUUGGCUAUGAUGCAACAGCAGCAACGGCAACGGCAGCAACCAGAUCAACAGCACCAACAAUACAGCAACAUGCUCGGUCUCGAUGCCAACAUGUCACAUUACCAAUCCAUCGAUCCUUCGUCCAACACCGCCAACCCCUUCUCCAUCGACCUCAACGCCUUCGACUUUGGAAUGAACAGCAACAACAACGCGUGGCACGAUCAAAGCUCUGCCUGGUUCAUGCCCUUCAACGUGGAUCCACCUUCCGUAGGCGCCGGCGGACUCGGCGACGAUGCAGGCGGCUUGUUCGCCGCAGACUCUGUCGGUGGAUUCGAUGUCAACUCCCUGUUUCCAGACUUUGGAGGCGCGCAUCCUGGGUUGCUGAUGCCAGAGCAUGGAUUCGAGGACAACGGCAACAACAAUACCGAGAACAAGUAA